Messenger RNA from Monomorium pharaonis (pharaoh ant), 6141 nucleotides. It is a transcript of the gene Dcr-2, whose product is annotated as endoribonuclease Dicer. Lineage: Eukaryota; Metazoa; Arthropoda; Insecta; Hymenoptera; Formicidae. Gene Ontology annotation, molecular function: RNA binding; DNA binding; ribonuclease III activity. Gene Ontology annotation, cellular component: cytoplasm; nucleus; RISC complex. Gene Ontology annotation, biological process: pre-miRNA processing; siRNA processing; apoptotic DNA fragmentation. The record is from RefSeq and is a predicted model, not a curated record. The transcript is spliced from 25 exons. The coding region runs from base 456 to 5294 and encodes 1612 amino acids.
UGCAUGAUGCAUAAGAGAAUCAAUCAAUCAGAGUCGUCUAUUUCCUUCUCCCAAGGAUAGAAAUAAAGACUCUGAUUGGUUAAUUUUCUUAUGCAUUAUGCAUUUCGUGUUAUGCAGAAGUCUGUGUGGGUGCCCUAACCUGUUGUUCCGCAGUGGAGCAGUGGAGGGGUAUCUUCGGGAUUGUCCCGCGAUUUAAUGCGAAGAAAUGCCUUUAUUUGAUGAUGAAACGAACAGUUGAUGUUGAUCAUUAUUAGUCUGUGUAGACGUGGUGCUUUUACUUCCAGAAUUCAGAGCUUCCCGCACAAAACGUCAGUAAGAAUCUAAAAUCGACAGAAUUUGAAGAAAUUGUGAAAUAUCAAUUUGAUUUGACUACGAGCCGGGUGGUCGAGCUCAAUUCUCAAGUACCCUAAUAUAUUCAGAUCCAAAUUCCUCUGUAAUUCGAGAGUGAAAAUAAAAUGAUGGAGUCAGUAGAGGAUGAAACUGUAUUUACACCUAGAGCAUAUCAAAUAGAUCUCUAUGAAAGGGCAGUGCAAAGUAAUACGAUACUUUACUUGCCAACUGGUGCAGGCAAGACAUACAUAGCCGUCAUGCUCCUGAAGCAUCUGAGUGGAAAUAUACGCAAACCUUAUCAAGAAGGUGGAAAACGCAGUAUAUUUAUUGUAAACACAGUACCACUUGUAACUCAACAAGCAGACUAUAUAAGCAGACACACAGGCCUAAGUUGUAAAGGUUACAGCGGGGACAUGAAGGUGGACUUUUGGCAGGAGUCGCAAUGGUUGACUGAAAUAGAGGAACAUCAAGUUUUAGUGAUGACAGCGCAAAUUUUCUUGAAUUUACUUAUACAUGGAUAUAUGAAGUUAAAUAGAGUAAACUUAAUAAUAUUUGAUGAAUGUCAUCGAGCUGUAUCUGAUCAUCCAAUGAGACAAAUUAUGCAACAAUUUGAAAAUUGCUCCAAGGAAGAUUAUCCACGUGUUUUAGCUAUGUCAGCAACAUUAUUAAAUGCUAAUGUAAAAGUAUACAAGAUUGAAUCAACAAUUAGGUCUUUAGAAAUAACUUUCCAUGCGAAAAUAGCAACAGUAGAAUCGACGGAUUCUAUUCAAGGAUGCUGUACAAAUCCAAAAGAAACUAUUAUUGAAUAUAAGGAAUAUCCAGUUCCAAAUGUAAUGGAAAAGAUAACUCUAAUUAUAAGUACAACUAUGAACAGUUUAAAAAAUGUAAUGUUUAAUUUGGAUCUAAUAUAUAAUGAAUCCAGUAAAGAAAUGCGGCCUAAAUCAAAAUCUUCUAAGCUACAGGCUAUUUUCAAUGAUGUAGCAGGAACUUCAUUAAACACUGGCAUAUAUGGUGGAAGCAAAUCCGCUUUGUUACACUUAAUCCAGCUAGAGAGUUUAAGAAGAUACUCUGAUGACCAAAUGACAAAUAAUAUUCUGGAUUAUCUUAUUACGCAAGUAAUGCUAAUAAGAAAACUGUUUGAUAAUGAGAUGAAGGAUUAUACAGAAUUGGAACGAUUGUACAAAUUUUCAUCUGACCAAAUUCACAAGUUAUUUGAAAUAUUAUUGGAAUAUAACAAUAAAUUAAGCAAACAAAAGUUUUGCUGUAUUAUUUUUGUCAAAGAAAGAUUUAUGACAAAAGUGAUAUAUCAUAUAUUAAAAACACUAGCUGCACAUGAUACACAAUACAGUUUUCUUUCGCCCGAUUAUGUGGUCGGAUUUCAGAAUAAUCCUUACAAGAAUAGUAGAGAAGUUUCGUGUAUUGCAAAAUGGAAUAAGGAAGUAUUGCAAAGAUUUAAAAAUGGCUCGAGUAAUUGCAUUGUAGCGACUGAUGUCGUCGAUGAAGGUAUUGAUAUACCAACUUGCACAUUAAUAAUACGAUAUGAUAUACCAAUGGAUUUUAGAGGAUAUGUUCAAAGCAAGGGUCGGGCACGCCACAAUAUGAGUAAUUAUAUACUCUUAAUGCGGAAUAAUGAUCCAGAUUUUCUUCAGAGAUAUUAUCAGUUCAAAGAUACAGAAUCACAAUUAAAAAGGAUUUUGGUGGGACAAAGCGAUCAACGUAAGUUGCCUACACAAGGCGAUAUUAUAAACAGUUUGUAUACUGACUUUAAAAUAAACCCAUAUACAGUAAAACGUAAUGGUGUUGUGGAAAGUUGCCUAACAGAGGUAGCUGCGAUUAGUUUGAUAAAUAUGUAUUGCAGUACUCUAUUCAGAUCUAAAUUCGUUGGUUUGGUUCCGAUUUGGAAGUUGUAUAAAAAAGAUGAAUUUGGAAAAGAAUUAUAUAAGAUUUCUUUGAAAUUACCAAAUUUGUCGCCGUUGAAAACUGAAGUUUACGGCGAUUUUAUGGAGAGUAUAGAUGAUGCUAAACGAUCUGUCGCUAUGAAAACUUGCAUAAAAUUGCACGAAUUGGGAGCAUUGACGGACAAAUUAUUACCUGCAACUGAUGACGAAAUCAUGGAAAACUUGGACUUUUUGUUCCCAAAUUGGAUUAACGAAGAUAAUUAUUUGUCUGGUACAUAUAAAAAAAGACGAGAACAUCAGCUAAGACAUCCAUUAGCAUUUUACAGUGCAUACCCACAACCUGCACAACCAUUAUAUCUUCAUGUUCUUAAUUUUACUUCUAUUUAUCCUACAGUGGGUUAUGAUAAUAGAAGGAUAGUUUUUUAUAAUUUGCUAAACGACAAAAGCAGCUUUGGUAUUCUUUCCACAAAGAGUUUGCCAAAGAUACCUUCAUUUCCAAUUUUCAUGAAAGAUGGAAAAUUAAAUGUCAAUUUAAUAUCUAACUAUACUAUGAUAAUAUUGAAUGAAAGUGAUAUUCAAUUGCUUAAGAGGUUUCAUUUCGUAUUGUUUAGUAAUAUAAUUUCUGUUAUUAAAAGCUUUAUGGUUUUUGAUAACGACAAUUUUGAAAAUUCCUUCUUAAUUGUUCCAUUGAAUGAACAGCAGGAUAUAAAUUGGGACGCUGUUAAAACAUAUCAGGAUUUAGAUUUAAUUCCGCCGUCUAAACCUUUUCAUUUUAGGACCAGUGAUUAUGAAUUAGCACUGGUUACUCCAACUUACAGAGGGUCAGCAGCGGUCUAUGUAGUCACACGAGUGUGUGAUGACCUUACACCUGAAUCAGAUUUUCCUAAUGAAGAUUUCGACACAUUCACGCAUUAUUAUAAAGAAAAGCAUGGACUAAUUAUAGAAAAUCUGGAGCAAUUUAUGUUGGAGGUGAAACCAAUACCAGUCAAAAUUAAUUAUAUAAAACCGAGGAAAUUGCCUGACGGUCCAAUGAAGUGUAAAAAAACGGAUGAGACAGUGGAAGAUCUUCAGGAACAUUUAAUUCCAGAAUUAUGUCAAAAAAUAAAUUUCCCGGCUGUAUAUUGGUUAAAAGCGACCACAUUACCUUCUAUUCUUCACAGAAUUAAUCAAUUUUUAAUCGCGGAAGAUUUGAGAGUAACUAUUGCAAAAGAGACUGAAUUAGGAACAUUAACAUUAAAAGAUUUGCCUUCUUUAAAUAUAGAGGAAGAUGUUGAGAAAUUAAGUGAAGAGGAUUUUAAUAAUGGAUUGGAAUUGACAGAUGAUUCAAUUGAGAAAACUCAAGCAAAUCAAACGUAUUCAGAUUUAAAUAUGUUCGAUUUUGACAAUGAUAAUCCCUUCUUGAAGGACCAAGAACCUCGAGACUUAUAUCGUGAUAUAGAUCACAUUCAAAUGAUCGAUAUUCAUUAUUAUCAUCAGUUUAUGUUUACAAAUUGUGAUAAAGAUGAGAGCGCUAUGAAAAAUGUUAAUAAGAAAGUCGGGCAGUACAGCGAAAGAUCAACAGUAUCAGCACCAACGUUGAAUAUUUUUAAGGAUGAGCAGGAUCUUUCACAAGGUCCUACUUCAGCAGAAAUUAUGCAUGCAUUAACCACUAAACUGGGCUCAGAUAUGUUUAACUUGGAGCGAUUGGAAACUUUAGGCGAUUCCUAUCUAAAAUUUAUUGUAUCGCUAUAUUUAUAUCAUAAAUUUCCGAUGUUUAACGAGGGUCAUUUAACAGCGUUGAAGGGGAAAAUUAUUGGCAAUCGGAAUCUUUAUUAUUGCGGCAAUAAAAAAGAUAUUCCUGGGCGUAUAAAGAAUGAUGCGUUUGUGCCUAUGAGCAAUUUUAUUCCGCCCGCAUUUACGGUGUUACGCCAAUUGCAAAAGAUUUUACUGGAUGAGUCAGUGGCGCCAAAUGUGCUGUACGAAUUUGAAAUACCAGAAGUGGAGAGAUUUACCGGAUACAUAAGUGAAGAUACGAAAAAUAAAAUGCUGCAGACAGUGAUGAAUUGGGAUAAGGGGGAUAAACAAACUGGCGUCGAACAUUAUCUUGGUGUACAAAUCCUAGCCGAUAAAACCGUGGCAGAUUCGGUGGAAGCGCUAAUUGGCGUUUAUCUCAGAAGUAAUGGUAUAAAAGGUGCUGCAAAGUUACUCAAGUGGUUUGGUAUACUGCCUGAUACUGUUCAAAUUAAUGAGUUAUUGGAUAGCAGUACACAGAGUCCUGUAAUAAGCAGUGGAGAUCCUGACCAUCACAUGCCCUGGGCUGAUAAUAUAGAAGCCAAAUUUGGCUACAAAUUUAAGAAUCGAGCAUUUUUAUUACAGGCUUUUACACAUCCAUCCUACACGGCGAAUGGAAUAACCGAGUGUUACCAAAGAUUAGAAUUUCUUGGAGAUGCUAUUCUUGAUUUUUUGAUAACUUGCUAUAUUUAUGACCAUUGUGGAAUCUUAAGUCCUGGUGAUCUUACUGAUCUGAGAUCUGCACUCGUUAAUAAUAUAACUUUCGCUUGUUUGGCGGUACGGUAUGGUUUACAUACCGCCUUAUUGGCCUAUGCUCCAAAAUUGCAUGAAAUCAUUGAUCGCUUUGUAAAAUUUCAGGAAGAACGGAAUUAUGUAAUCGAUGAUGAAUUACUAUAUGUGUUAAUCGAAGAGGAAGAGUGUAAUCUGGUAGAGUAUGUGGACGUCCCGAAAGUUCUUGGUGAUCUAUUCGAAUCUUUAAUCGGUGCCAUUUAUCUUGAUAAUGGUAAAGAUCUUACAAAAAUCUGGGAAAUUAUCUAUUCUCUCAUGCAUAAAGAAAUAGAUAAGUUUAGUAAGUGCAUACCUAAACAGCCUGUAAGAGUGAUAUAUGAAAAUAAAGACGUACGUCCUAUGUUCCUAGAAGCGACAUUGAUCAAAGGUACUGGCAGAGUUAUGAUACCUUUGAAAAUCACUAUCGAUGGUAAAGAGAAAUUGUUCCAUGGGUUUGGUAUAAACAAAAAGCAGGCCAAAUGUGCAGCUGCAAAACAAGCAUUAAAAAGACUGCAACUCGAAAAAUAAGUUUUUUAAAAGAUUGUUUCAUAUAACAUACGUUUUUUUAUAUGCAUGUUUAUAAAUGUUAAUGUUUAUAGAUUUAUGAGUUUCGAAACUGAUCUUGUUUUCAUAUUAGCGCCACACUAUGCGCGAUUUAUAAUUCGUGAAUUUUCGUCCAUUCGCUAUUGUAAACCUCUCACACUAUUUGCGAUUCGCAAUAUGUCAUUCGUAAUUCGUCGUUUCUUAGUUUAUUUUACUUCGACUAGUUUCAGUAGUAUAGAUGUUUACUUGACCAUCAUUGUUCGUGUCAAAAAUGUUUUCUAGAAGAGCACGAUCAUUUGUUUCCAUUAUAGCAGCCAAAAUAAGAAUUACAAAUCAUCCGAUCAUUGCGAAUAGUGUGUUGCGACACGAAUGGAUUGAUUCGUAUUGAUUCGCGUCCUUUGAGAUUCGUCGAACAACCGCUCAGUCAGCGAAUCAGUGUGAAUGAUGAAUCGUUUUCUUUUUAUAUGAAUCGCAAAUACGCGCAUAAUGUGGCGCUAGCAUCAUGAAUACAACGAAACUUUAGCCAUUUGAUUAUGAAAGAAUGUCCAGAUAUUGUAUAAUUGGUUGGUGCAAAAAUUUUAUAAUUUAUAUAUAAAUAUCAAUUGUAAUUAGUCUAUUGUCUAUGUACUUAGGUCUAAUUUUUGGAUAUAAAACGAUUAAUUUUCUAUUUACUUUGAAUUUUCGUUAAAUUUAUAGAUAUUAACUUUUUUUACAAUUAAAAUAUAUAGUAUAUGUAAAAUAAACUUUCAUAGAUUUUAAAUGUUAUUAUUACAACUCGAAGCACGAUAAUAUCAUAGUAUUAUCGAUUUAAAUUUUCAAAAAGAAAAAAAAA